CGGAAUACCGACACCACUCGGAAUCCCGGGGCCGGAAUACCGACUGCCGACAUCCCAAAGGUGAAAAACUGAGCUGAAACCCAGCACAAGGAUGUUCUCAGCACUAACUAAGGCAAGCUGUCUAUUUUUAAUAAACCGAGAGCGAAGACCUCUCAUCCUCUCCAAACCUAGAAUGAAAUGAUGACAUCUUCCCUUUGGUUUCCAUGGCGGCCACACUGAAGAGGCUGAGAAUGGAUUGUGUACAGGCGAUCCGCCCAAUUCCCUGGGAAAGUUGGAUGCGAGGAGGGAAAGCUGCUCCCUCUCUGGCCAGGACCUGUCCAUGGUGCUGAAGACGGGAAGAGUUGAGGGCAGCUAAUCAGUAAGUCACCUUAGCCAACAUAAGGUUCUAAUUGCACUCAAAGGUCAUAGAGAUAUGGGCAACCACCUAAAAACCUCACUCAUUGCAUUGUUACACUUUGUAUCAAGACAAUAAAUCUCAAGGUAUUUUCCAAACACUGGAAUUUUCUACCUGGGAAUUCAUGAGUGAAAUGCAAUAUUUUCUCCACAACUUUCCAUUGCUGCUGAUCAAAGCCCACAGUCUGUGGAUGCAAUUGUGAUUUCUAAAUGGAUUUUUAAGCCACAGGAGUACCAAUGCAGGCUGCUCUGCCUACACGUACAGAGAGAGGAGUCUUCAGCACCAGGAGUACUUCCUAACCUUCCCUCUCCAUCUCUGGCACCAGCUUUCACUUUCCCUUUUUGCAGGAUAUACUCCAGGUUUGGAUAUUUUAAUACUUUCUUUUGUAUCCUGGGAUAUAAUAGCACUAUGAGAAUUUGCCACUCUUUGCAUUGCACCAUUUAACAAGAAGACACCUGAAGCAAUAAUGGAUUCAAUAAAACAAAGGGUUUUAGCACCUGGCAAAGAAGGGCUGAAGAAUUUAGCAGGAAAAUCCCUUGGUCAGCUAUACAGGGUUUUAGAGAAAAAACCAAAAAGCAAUGAAACCAUUGAGCUGACGGAAGAUGGGAAACCACUGGAAGUGUCUGAGAAAAAGCCGCCCCUAUGUGACUGCACCUGCUUCGGGCUACCUCGGAGGUACAUCAUCGCAAUCAUGAGUGGGCUGGGGUUCUGCAUUUCUUUUGGGAUUCGCUGUAAUCUGGGAGUGGCCAUAGUGGAUAUGGUAAAUAACAGCACCAUUCACCAUGGAGGAAAAAUUAUUAAAGAGAAAGCAAAAUUUGAUUGGAAUCCUGAGAUUGUUGGGAUGAUCCAUGGCUCGUUCUUUUGGGGUUACAUAGUAACACAAAUCCCAGGAGGAUAUAUAGCCUCACGAUUAGCUGCUAACAGGGUUUUUGGUGCUGCUAUUGUGCUGACCUCGACUUUGAACAUGCUAAUUCCGUCCGCAGCCAGAGUGCAUUAUGGGUGUGUGAUCUUUGUCAGGAUCCUACAAGGGCUCGUGGAGGGCGUCACCUACCCUGCCUGCCAUGGAAUAUGGAGCAAGUGGGCCCCGCCGUUAGAAAGGAGCAGAUUGGUGACCACCUCGUUUUGUGGGUCCUACGCAGGAGCAGUGAUUGCUAUGCCUUUAGCUGGGAUUCUAGUGCAAUACACCGGGUGGCCGUCUGUCUUCUACGUGUACGGUAGUUUCGGUCUUGUUUGGUACGUCUUCUGGAUUCUGGUGUCCUACGAGAGCCCAGCUACGCACCCAACCAUCACAGAGGAGGAACGCACUUACAUUGAAGAAAGCAUUGGCGAGAGCGCUAACCUCAUGGGGGCACUUGAAAAAUUCAAGACUCCUUGGAAAAAAUUCUUUACCUCGAUGCCUGUCUAUGCAAUUAUAGUGGCAAAUUUCUGCCGCAGUUGGACGUUCUACCUGCUACUCAUCAGCCAGCCGGCGUACUUUGAGGAGGUCUUUGGGUUUGAGAUCAGCAAGGUGGGGAUGCUGUCCGCGCUGCCGCAUCUGGUCAUGACGAUUAUCGUGCCAAUUGGUGGGCAGAUUGCCGACUUUCUACGCAGCAAAAAUAUUCUGGCCACGACGACUGUUAGAAAAAUAAUGAACUGUGGCGGAUUUGGGAUGGAGGCGACGCUCCUUCUCGUGGUUGGAUAUUCUCACAGUAAGGGGGUGGCCAUAUCGUUCCUUGUACUCGCCGUAGGGUUCAGCGGAUUUGCCAUUUCAGGAUUCAAUGUCAACCACCUGGACAUCGCCCCUCGCUAUGCCAGCAUUCUAAUGGGAAUUUCCAAUGGCGUGGGCACUCUGUCUGGAAUGGUCUGUCCGCUGAUAGUUGGCGCUAUGACAAAGAACAAGUCACGAGAGGAAUGGCAGUACGUGUUUCUGAUAGCGGCGUUGGUCCAUUACGGUGGAGUUGUUUUCUAUGGGCUUUUUGCCUCUGGGGAGAAGCAGCCAUGGGCGGACCCCGAGCAGACCAGCAUCGAGAAGUGUGGCUUCAUCAACGAGGAUGAGCUGGCCGAGGAAACCGGGGACAUUAGCGAAAGCUACAUCAAUUACAGCGCCACAAAAACCUACGGUGCCACCACGCAGGUGAACAGCGGCUGGCCCAAUGGCUGGGAAAAGAGAGAAGAGUUUGUACAGGAAGAUGGGCGGGAGUCAUACCAAUACAAGGACGAAGGAGAUUACUCGUCCUAACAACUCACAACCAAGAUAAUUAUGUUUCAUAGUGUCUGUGAUGAAAUUCAUUGUGGUAUAUAUGCACACGUGGUGGCCCAUGUACACAUCACCAUCAAGAUCCGAUCCUGCUUUGAUCAUGGGUAACAAUCUGUACCAGUUGACCGGUGGCACUUGGCUUGGCUCCUCCAUCCACGGAUACAUCUGGCUUUCAGUUUACAAAAACAUCUGCUACAGACCUCACUACUUACCCUAUAGAUACAGUAUCAGUUGUUCCAAGCACAGUUAGACAUAGCACAUGGGGAAACGCAGACACAUUUUGUUUCAAGAUAAUGCAACCAGCCAUAAAUGUACGUUGACCCUUGGAAGAUGUCAAACAGAUGCCAUGUCCCAAAAAAAAAAAGACCUUCAAGAACGGCGCAGUUUGAAACUCUGGAAGAUCAACGGUAAUCUACAAAAAUAUAUCAGUGAGUAUCGAACAAUUUGACAUUUUAAGCCAGCAGCUGAUGAAGAACAAAGAACGUGAUCCCCAAAAUACAAUUCCGCUAACCCACGAAACUUCUGCAGAAGUUGAAUGGUGGACCGGUUUAACGAACCUGCCAGGAGCCUUUCCAACCAGCAGUUGCGAAGCAGAAGGAAAUAAUUAGAUAGGAACCAGAGACAAUAUUAAACCCAGGGGUUACUAGCGGUCUGACGUCAUUUACAUUCAUUGCUAACUUUUCCUUUUUUUUUUGCCAUUGUGAUCAAAUGACCGAUACAUGGAGUGAUAUCAUGUAUACAUAUAAUCAGGGUUAGUACUGUAUGCGCACAGGAUUGUGAAUAUCCCCCUUCGUAAAUACAGGAUGGGGGUUUGUGAACAUAAACUAUAUGAAGUAUAGUAGCAACUUCCUUACUGCUAGAUGCAAUAUUUAACUAGUGACCCUUUAAAACUCCUUUAUGCAGCUUUAAUAGAAAGAUAUAUUAAACGUAAGAAAAAAAGAAGAAGAAAAAAAGACUUUUGGCAGAAAUAUCAAACACUAUAAAACUGAAUCACUGGUUUCCAACAGCGGCGUAUUAAUCAUCCUGUAUAAUAAAAGACUAACCCUGCUCCUCACCUCUGUGGGGGGAAUUCAAGUGUUUUGCCCGCCAGUGGACACUAGCUGGCGCCCAAUAGAGCAAUUCAAGUGUUGCUCUGUUCGGGCACGCACAGUUGCCGGCGCUGACUUACUGUUAUGUUCCGUCAUUUUGACGGGCUGGUAACUAGUAUAAUAUAUCUUUACAAUAACAAAUAUUUCCAGGUGGGAUUUUUAUCAUUGCAGCCAGUGGGAGUGGGCACAGAUUACUCAGCAGAUGGCAUCACCAGGCACGUGGGCAUGGUACACACCCCACUGAGAAUACCAUACCCCUCUGAAAGUGAUGAAGAAGGCAUGGCCUCAUGAUCUUAGGAACAUGACUGCAACUCUGGCAGGCCAAGGCCCCCACUCCGUACCCCAAACAGACCCGGAUGCUUUGUACCCGCCGCCUUCCUUUCUGCACAUUGCGACUAUCAUGCUCUGAAAAUGAUGACGGGGCAAAAGAUGUAAUCCACUUACCCCCUCUUAGUGCCCAUGGCAGAUGCCACCGGAUGCCCUGUCCCAGCCUAUGUCUUUCUUUCUCAGUACAAUCUUUCCUGUGGUAGAUUUAUGGCCCGACCUAAGGGUUCUGGGGGUCAUUCCGAGUUGAUCGCUAGCUGCCGUUGUUCGCUGCAUAGCGAUCAUUAAAAAAAUGGCAAAUCUGCGCAUGUUUAUGCACCGCAAUGCACAUGCGCGACAUACAGGUACAAAGAGCAUCAUGGUUUUGCACAGGUUCUAGCGACGCUUUCAGUCGCACUGGCGAACGCAGGGAGAUUGACUGGAAGUGGGAGUUUCUGGGUGUCCACUGACCGUUUUCUGGGAGUGUUUGGGAAAACGCAGGCAUGGCCUGGCAGUUGCUGGGUGGGUGUCUGACGUCAUUACCGUGUCAUUCGUCGCAGCAAUUAUCGCACAGAAUAAGUAACUACAGGGCUGGUCUUGUUUUGCACAAAAUGUGUUUGCAGCCGCUCAGUUGCACAGGCGUUCACACUCCUGCAAAGCGAAAAUACACUCCCCCGUGGGCGGCGACUAUGCGUUUGCACGGCUGCUAAAAGUAGCUAGCGAGCAAUCAACUCGGAAUGACCCCCUCUAUCCCAAUCAGGCUGGAAGGUUGUGAGAUGUGUUUCGUUCACUGCUACUCACAUACCUGCGCCAGAGACAGCUAAUUGUAUUGUAGGGGAGGGGAAAGGGAUGGGUGUGGCAGCACAGCGUAAGGCGGUAGAACUGUAGACAUGUGAUCUCUAUAAAGGAUUCACCGCAUUGUUAUAGGUUUUACAAAUAAAGGGAAUAUUCUGUAACGUUAAAUCUGCAACAACGACAUAAUUAGUUGCAACAUUAGCUGCCCUUAUGUCAGAGGGGCCCAAUCGUAAGAUUUCCACGAGGGGUCGCUCUAACUCAUCCGUGGCCAGUUUUAGAGAGAAAAAAAAGAUAUAUAUUAUCUUCCUUUAAGCAGUAGAGAUUUACGCACUGCACGGACCUUCUUAGGAGAAAGUACAAAGUACUCUUAUGUCAGUAAACGGUGUGUUACCAGCGACAGAAAAUAUAGAUAUUUUGUAUCAUUUUUGUAAGUACACAAAUGACUUUUACAGCAGUCACAUGUCUGUGGGACAUAUAAUCAUUAGAUCAGUUACUCCAAUGAUAGUUAUACAACUGACAUAAGCAUUUCAAAACCAGGACAUUAAUAUCAGGCUCUCCAGGUAGUGCUCCCCUAACUGAUGCUCCCCUAACUGAUGCCCCCCUAACUGAUGCCCCCCUAACUGAUGCUCCCCUUACUGAUGCUCCCCUAACUGAUGCCCCCCUAAUGCUCCCCUAACUGAUGCUCCCCUAACUGAUGCUCCCCUAACUGAUGCCCCCUAACUGAUGCCCCCCUAACUGAUGCUCCCCUAACUGAUGCCCCCCUAACUGAUGCCCCCCUAACUGAUGCUCCCUUAACUGAGGCUCCCCUAACUGAUGCUCCCUUUACUGAUGCUCCCCUAACUGAUGCUCCCCCCCUAACUGAUGCUCCCCUUACUGAUGCUCCCCUAACUGAGGCUCCCCUAACUGAUGCUCCCCUUACUGAUGCUCCCCUAACUGAUGCUCCCCUAACUGAUGCUCCCCUAACAGAUGCUCCCCUUACUGAUGCUCCCCUAACUGAUGCUCCCCUAACUGAUGCUCCCCUUACAGAUGCUCCCCUUACUGAUGCUCCCCUAACUGAUGGUCCCCUAACUGAUGAUCCCCUAACUGAUGCUCCCCUUACUGAUGCCCCCCUAACUGAUGCUCCCCUUACUGAUGCUCCCCUAACUGAUGCUCCCCUUACAGAUGCUCCCCUUACUGAUGCUCCCCUUACUGAUGCUCCCCUAACUGAUGCCCCCCUAACUGAUGCUCCCCUUACUGAUGCUCCCCUAACUGAGGCUCCCCUAACUGAUGCUCCCCUUACUGAUGCUCCCCUUACUGAUGCUUUCCUAACUGAUGCUCCCCUAACUGAUGCUCCCCUAACUGAUGCUCCCCUUACAGAUGCUCCCCUUACUGAUGCUCCCCUAACUGAUGGUCCCCUAACUGAUGAUCCCCUAACUGAUGCUCCCCUUACUGAUGCCCCCCUAACUGAUGCUCCCCUUACUGAUGCUCCCCUAACUGAUGCUCCCCUUACAGAUGCUCCCCUUACUGAUGCUCCCCUUACUGAUGCUCCCCUUACUGAUGGUCCCCUAACUGAUGAUCCCCUAACUGAUGCUCCCCUAACUGAUGCUCCCCUAACUGAUGCUCCCCUAACUGAUGAUCCCCUAACUGAUGCUCCCCUUACUGAUGCUCCCCUAACUGAUGCUCCCCUUACUGAUGCUCCCCUUACUGAUGCUCCCCUAACUGAUGCUCCCCUUACUGAUGCUCCCCUAACUGAUGCUCCCCUUACUGAUGCUCCAUUUACUGAUGCUCCCCUUACUGAUGCUCCCCUAAUUGAUGCUCCCCUUACUGAUGGUCCCCUAAUUGAUGCUCCCUUUACUGAUGCUCCCCUAACUGAUGCUCCCCUUACUGAUGCUCCCCUUACUGAUGCUCCCUUUACUGAUGCUCCCCUAACUGAUGCUCCCCUUACAGAUGCUCCCCUAACUGAUGCUCCCUCACAUCAGGUUAAUCUGGUAGCACAAAUGAAAGAUGGUUGCAAUGAAGCUACAAAGAGAUGCAUGCAGCGCUGCCAUCAGAAAUUGUGGAGCCCGGGACUGAUAAAAUAGACAGCCCCCCCCCCCCCCCAAAAAAAAGGUGAUACACAGGGAAGGCUUCUUUUAAGAAGUCCUCCCUGCGUAUCAGCCCGCUGGUGCAGCUUUCUAGGUCUCACUGGUAGGAGCAAGGGGUGGGCCUUCUUCUCUGUAAGGGCCCAGGACUCCAGUCCCCCCCCCCCCCCCCCCCCCCUGUUGGCGGCCCUGGAUGUAUCUGUGUGGACCUAUGAGCUGUAAUAGGCUGCAGCCAUAGAGAUGUCAGCUUGUUAUUGGUCUUCUCUCACAUAACCCCCUCUGUAGCCAAUUUAAUGCCGUAAUCCAAAAAGAGUUGUGAGUACUUUAUCGCUAAAUUGCAGAAACUCUGGGAAAAAUCGUUUCAGCACACCGUUCCAGGACUGUCACUAAAAAGUGAAAAGUGACCGCGUAACUAGGAACGCUGGUUUUCCAUCUUCAGAAAUAGAAUUUAUUGGUCUGUACAUUCCGUCCUGAGACUUUCAUCAAUGCUUCUUCAGAUUUUCUUCGAUAAGGCAGAUUUGUUUGUUUUCAUUGGGACAAACUUUUAUCAUUCAUUGACCUCUGAUUCAAGGCACAGACUCUGUUCUGCAUACUCACCCUUUUUAGCACAACACUCUGCCUGGAUGAUAUUAAGUCCUCCUUGCAAAGCACAGAAGAAGCCAGACAAAUGAAACAGUGUGUCCCGCUGCCAGAGGACAUAUACAAAACAAUCAUUUUAGAGGCACACGGACAUUAUACCUAAUAAGAAUUCCGUGGCAGAUAAUAGUGUGUGGCUUCACUUGGAAAAGGUAUAAAAUUUACCGCUUGGUCGCGGUCUGGGCGGAUCGCGGGCAGCACAUAUUUUGUCCCAAUUUUCUCAUUUGAGCUGAUGUGACGUAUGAGAGACAUUUGGGAGCCACUGAUCUGUAAAAUAUGGAGAUUAUAGCACAAGGCUGUAGAGUUUGAAUACAGAAUAACUCUUGUAGGAGAUCUGAAAGGGUUUUUAUAAUGUAUUUAUUAUUUCAGACAACUUUACACAUGCAGCUAAUGUAUCGGGCUUAAAUAGACGAUUGGAUAGAGGGCACCCCGGGGUUGUAAUGUGAAUCAGGGGCAGGGUGGGAUAUUGGGGCACAAGGCUGAAUAUUUUAGAAACCCAAUACAAUAGGUGCGUCUGCCGUGUGGACACAAGAUGCGCCCUUUAAAUUGAGACAUUCUUGAGGUAGCACACUGCUGACCAUAUAACCAUGGUAUGGUGGGGGAAAAGGAGAACAUACCCAAUAAAUGGGAGGGUCUGACGUUACAAUCAUUUUUAUACUUUCUGUUGUUCUGAGUUUAGGAAAGCCAUAAUAGAUUAUUUAUAUAGCAGCUUUAGCCGUAACUAACGGCAUCUUAGCUUCAUCAGCAAUUAUGGCCCAUGCUCCCUCCUGGGCCAUACCCUAUUUCCCCAAAUUAUAUCUCUUAGGUUGUGUAGCAUAGACAGCCAUAGGCAAGGCACCAUCAGUUCUCUAAUGUGCUCAUAGUGGGCCUGAUUCUAAGCUGAACGGGGGCAGCCAGAAAGGCACAGCAGAGGGACAUGUGGGAGGAGGGGAGGCGUGACUUGGCAUAAGGGGAGGGGGGUGUUGUGGCGCAAGAGGCUGGAGAUGGGGCGUGGCUGCGAAAUUGCAUAAUCAUAGCCGCCCCCCCCCCCCCCCCGCUAUUACCAUCAUUGUGCAGCAGGAGGCGUGGCUACAAUGAUGCGAUUCAGUGCAAAACGUGUCAUUGGCCACCCCCCCGGUCCGCUCACUUUACUCCGUAAGUGGGUGGCAGGAUGCGAGCAGCUUUCCCGCCGGGGUGCCCACUUUCCUGGGGUGCCACCACAUUUUUGCAAGCCUCCUGGCCGUUCCCGGAGAGUAAGCAAGUAUGCGCAGAAUGUCCACUGGAACCGGUACUGCUUUCUUCCCACAUCGACGCUCUCUUCUCCUCUGAAUCAGGCUCGGUGUUGGGAAGCAUUCUGUGGGCCAAACCUACAUUCAUAAGAAGCAGUUUAUCGAUUGGCUAAGAAUUGAUGACAUCCACCACACAAAUGUGACAUCAACCCAGCAGUGAGCCAUUUGUGGUCUGAAGCGCUCUGGAUGCCCCAAUUGCUCCUAGCUAAAUCGAUAAGAUCAUUACCAGAUCUCUUGGUGAAUGUGGCUGGUUGGCGACCACUAUGAUAUGUGGAAUCCUCCAAUUCUACUUACGUCAUCCAGCUACUUGGCCCAAGUAAGUCAUUCUCCUCUUGGGCAGCACUUCAGAAUACCUGUAGACGUGUGCCUUGCGGGGCAUUUAAAGUCUAGCAUUUAAAACUGCCCUCCCCAGCUUGGAAUGUCGUCUGACUUUAUCGAGCUUUAAAAUGUUGCAACCCUUACCCCACCAAAGAAGGAAUAAAACGUUCUAGUAGAUAUUGUUCUAAAUAACAUAUCAAAGCUUUAUGUUCAGAAAAAUAUACAUAUAUUAUCUAUAUAUUACAUAAAAAUAUAGAAAUCUUUUACGUUUCAUAGCAACAUCUUUAUUUAUAGCAUUUCCAGGUGACUUACCAAGCAAUAACUCAAGUGAAAACUAUAAGAUUUACUUUAAAUCUACCAGUUAUUUGACAUUUGCCCGGAGCUGGUGUUUGAGACCAAAUGGUAACUUACCCCGCAUUGUCCACAGAAGCAGUGUUGUCAUGAUGCAUAAGCCAACAAGCAUACGACGACUCUAUUUGUGUGUUAGUGAGCCCUUUUUAUUGCGUCUGUUGUACCGUGUUAGUGAGUGGAGGCCCUGCUACUGCAAUAUCCACCUUGGAAAUUCAAGGCCCAAAAAUAAAAAAAUAAAAAAAAUGCAAAAAAGAUUCAAGGCCUUGAAAAAUCUUGACUUAAAAAAAAAAAAGUAUCUGCUUCGUGCCUCAAAGUGAUGUGAAAUGUGAUCAUACAGUAGCGCUGCGGUGUUUAAUGAAAAAAAAAAAAAAAACAGGUGGACAGUGUCACUUUUGUUGGUGCAAAAAGUGUUAAUAAAAUGCUAUAUUUAUCUUUUUGUAAAAA
Molecule: messenger RNA, 9893 nt
Organism: Pseudophryne corroboree (corroboree frog)
Lineage: Eukaryota; Metazoa; Chordata; Amphibia; Anura; Myobatrachidae
Gene: SLC17A6
Product: solute carrier family 17 member 6
Exons: 13
Coding region: 861-2612 (583 amino acids)
Biological process (GO): synaptic transmission, glutamatergic; transmembrane transport; regulation of synapse structure or activity
Cellular component (GO): synaptic vesicle membrane; excitatory synapse
Molecular function (GO): L-glutamate transmembrane transporter activity; neurotransmitter transmembrane transporter activity
Source: RefSeq, a predicted model, not a curated record